Lecanosticta acicola is the source of this 438-nucleotide messenger RNA. The record is from the annotation of a GenBank genome assembly. Lineage: Eukaryota; Fungi; Ascomycota; Dothideomycetes; Mycosphaerellales; Mycosphaerellaceae.
AUGCCUGCUACCAUCGACGAUAUGUCAACGUGCGAUAGCAAUCUCGACGGCAAAACUAAAAAGGACUUCAACAAACUCUUCCGACAACUCAUCGAAGAUGAUUCUGAAUCUGUUCGACGCGAAUCUCAGAUCAUCCAUUACAACACCAACCUGAAUCCAAUCCACUUGUUUGGAUGGCUUACUGAUGUGUCAACUUGGCCAGCGUGUGAUGACUAUUGUGAGGUUGGGUACCUGAUAGAGGAUUUACUGUUCAAGCUCAAGGACGGAUCGUUGGCGCUGGAGGAGGUGGGCUUGACACAUUGGUGCGCUCUGUCCAAAGCCAAGCGUACCAACUGGAAGAGCAUGCUCCGACUUCUCUCGAAGGCUGUAGAGCGUCCUGGUCGACCUAAAUUGGAUUAUCUGGAUGCUAGUGACGUGGAAUUUGCGGCCGCAGCUGCG